UGGUGUUAUAUGUUCGAGGCCAGCCUGUUCCCGUAAAUAUUACGAAAGAUGUAAACACUGAAAUAGCUGACAGACUAUCAUGAUGAUAGUACGUCACAGCAGCAGUCCCUGAAUCACGGGUGCAAAGAUAAGAAUGGGUUAAGAGAGUUUCUGGUGAAAUAUCAGGAAGUGUUUAGAAUAGAUGGAUGCCACAGGGCCUACAGAGCAACGUCUCGAUGACUGGGAUGACAUUAGCGACUCAGAAUUCCUCAACAUCCCGUCUGAGGAAAUAAGCUGUGAUUACCAUCAGGCUCUUAUUAGUGAAACUGAUGCUGGCUGUUCAGUGGCCUUUGAAAGCCCCAGUGUGUCUUCCUCAUCAGUGCACAAAGCUGAAGAAUCUACAGAGCAUGGAAAUGUACAAACAGAUGAGGUGAGGGGUUUAAAGAGGAAGAAUCUCCAUGAAAACCGCUUCAGUCCAAUGCAUAGCUUUCUGAAGCGACAUCUAAGUGUGACCCUGCUGUGCGACCAGUCGUGGUGUGAGAUGAAGACUGUUUACAGUCUCUUGAAACCUCAUGUCAAGAGAAAGGACAUGCAGCGUGCUGAGGUGCAGAUGGGAAAACAAAUUCAUUUAUCAAGAGAACUGGAGAUACAGGACCAUGUCCCUGUAGAAAUCCAGACCAGAGAGGAUACAGAAGCUGUCAAACUUCUUAACAUGUUACACAUGAUUCCACUGUUAGAAGCAGGAGAAUGUGUGCGAGAGUUUCCUGUGUUUGGUGUACAGGAAGGUGUUUUUAUCAUGGGGGUCAUUGAUGAGUUGAAGUAUAACCAGAAGGGGGAGCUGGUCCUAAAUGAGCUUAAGACUCGCAAACAGAACUCAAUGCCUAGUUAUGCCCAAGAUAAGGUCAACUGCUUGCAGGUGGGGCUGUAUAAAUUACUCUUUGAUGGACUGGUUAGAGGGGAAAUGAAGAAAGACCACAUUCUAAAUCACCUUAAACUGCGUUCAGGUCAAGCGCUUGGAGCCGGAGUGCAGGCUUAUGUGCAAAGCAUUGGGGUUCAGACUGCCACUUUUGGGGAGCUGGUGGAUGCUCUUCUAAUAGCUGUGUCUUGUUCUGAUCUCCCAUGCAUUGACCUGCUUCAGAUUGAAUACUAUCACCAAGGCUCUAGGGGACCUAUUGGGACCAGAGUCGCUCCUUUUGAUGAAGCCCAACUACGGGCAGAGCUUCAGGGUUAUCUGGCCUACUGGACAGGCCAGAGGGAGCCCAAAGGGGUGGACAUAGAGGAUGCCUGGAAAUGUAGGUCAUGCCUGUAUGAGCAGACCUGUGAUUGGACAAAGAACAGAUCAAAGGACUCUGACCAACAAUCAGUUCAUGUUAGCUGAUAUUCAACACUGAUCAUGUUAGAGAGGUCACUAUGUAACACAAUUUUUGUUAAAUUGUUAUUUCCUAAUUGAUUAUGCCUUAAAAGUAUAGAAAAUGGCUAUUAUUCAACACAAACUUUGCUUUUGUGACCAGGACAGUGAUAUUUAGAAAUUUACCUAUUUCCAAUGAGAAAAUGGGCAAAUGUGUGUCUUUUCGUACACAAAGUAAAAAAAACAACAGCAUAUGAAUCCAAAUGAACAUGUAUUUAUACUAAAGUAAUACAAAAAUGGCUACAAAAGAUUUAGAAGUGAUUAGUUUUUCGAGAUUUAUGACUAUACUGUAAAUCACUUUCACAAAUCAGCCCCCAAAUGUAGUCUCAAAUCAAAGUACUCUCCUUGCUCUUCUGAAUACGCUCCUAUGUUCUCCUUGAAUUUAUCAAGAUGAGCAUCAAGGAUAUGGACUUUGAGGUAGGACUGCACGAUUUGGACAAAAAGUAAUACUGAGACCUUUUUUCAGUUCACCCACAAACAAAUAAAUAUAUAAACAGUGAAACAAAGUCUUCCUCAUUUCCAAAUGUUAACCGUCCACCGUGUACGUGUUUCUGUCCAUUUUGUGACAGGAUCUCAGCCCACUAAUCAUCAUCAUUAGUUUUUGAAACAGUCAACUUGAAUAUUAUGGAUGCUCCAAUCAGGAUUUUAACAUCCAACACCAAUCUCCAAUUUUCAUCUCAUCAAUCAAUGCUGAUCAUUUAACUUUUUAUCAGCAGCUCUGUCAAAACUGGUUAUAUGUAAACUUUCUGCUCAAUGUCACUGUAACUACAUUUCCCUUUUGGUAAAACCAUAGUUGUUGCCUAGUUUUUGCUGUCAAAAAUAAUGUUGAUUGCUUGAAUAAUACAAACUAUUCUUUACUGUAUAUAAGAUAGUCCUAAAAAAUGAGGCUUAAUGUCAAACUGAAGUUGAACUGUGAACCCAGUGGUUUAAUUAAAUUUAAAGUGAAAAUUUUGGUUAGUUUGUCACCAUUUCAUUUUUUGAAUUAUUUGUAUUCAUUAUUUUAUUGUAUUUAAUUUAGUAAUGCAUUAUAGUAACUAAAUAUUUGAUAUAGAUUUAUUAUAUGUAUGUUCCUUCCUUUAAAUUUUUUUGGAUGUUGGUAAUAUUAGUUCCGCUUUCACUUGUUUCUGCGGGGAGUGUAAUAAGCGCGACACAAGCAUUUUUUCUUUCUUACAGGUGUUACUGUUAAUGCUGUUUACCCAGCAAUCAUUUAAUAAAGAUGUUUGAAUUAUACCCCAUAUUGUAUU
Xyrauchen texanus (razorback sucker) is the source of this 2631-nucleotide messenger RNA. It is a transcript of the gene exo5, whose product is annotated as exonuclease 5. The transcript is spliced from 6 exons. Gene Ontology annotation, molecular function: single-stranded DNA 5'-3' DNA exonuclease activity. Bases 182 to 1357 code for a protein of 391 amino acids. Lineage: Eukaryota; Metazoa; Chordata; Actinopteri; Cypriniformes; Catostomidae. Gene Ontology annotation, biological process: interstrand cross-link repair. The record is from RefSeq and is a predicted model, not a curated record. Gene Ontology annotation, cellular component: nucleus.